UCAGACUGUGGACCCUGUUUUGGGGGGUUUUCUGCUUUGUGCAAGUUGCACCGGGACUGAGAGCGAGUACUUCAGCACAUAACUGUGCUGGGAUUGUUAUCGGAUAAUCAGCAACCAUCUCUGCUUUCCCUUUGGAGAAGUAAGUCCUAACAACCGUAGGAAGAGACAUUUUUUUUUUAUUUUAUUUUAACGGGUUUCCAAACAUUGGCCCCCUCUCAACCGCGGGUCUGUCAACUCACAGCAGCGGAGGAAAUAAAAAGCCCGUAAUGUUCAACCCACACAUCCAUCAACAGCAGCAGCAGCAGCAACAACAGCAGCAGCAGUUUCACCAGCACCUGCGGCAGCUACAGCAACUUUUCCAGCAGCAGCCUCCUCCUCCUCCUCCGCCGCAGCCGCCUCCGGGGCAUCAUGUCCCCCAUCACCACCACCAGACACCGCGAGCCAUUGGCGUUUCUCCCCAGACAGCUCCUCCUCCCAGGAUGGUCAACCUGUGCCAGGCAACCCAGACUACCAUCAUCGCCCCCAAUCCCAUGCUGCAGGGGGCCCUACUGAUGCAGCAGAUGCAGGGUAACAUGCGAAACUUUGGGAUGGGUGGACAGCAGUUCCGUCAGUUCUUCACAGCUGGGGCCAGGUCCUCUCUGCUCGGGCCGGUUCCCAUGGGGAUGGCCAUCAAGACCCCCAUGAUGGGCUUCCCAGCUGCUCGACAGUUCCACCCGCAUGCUCGCUACUACAACAACAACAACACAGCCUCUUCCUCCUCCUCCUCCUCCUCCUCCUCCUUCUCUUCCACCACUACCACAGAUGCUGCAGCUCGCCAGCCAGACAGGAAGAGGGACAGCGAGCAGAUGGCAGCGGGGAGCACAGACGACCAACCAGCAGCAAGCAGUACCAAUGAAGUCACUGACGAUACUGAAACAGAUGGCGCCGUGGGAGGAGUGGAUGGUCCCACACACCCCCCUGAGGAGCAACUUGACGAACCUGUCGUUAAGAAGCAGAGGAUAGAGGGGUCAGAGGAGCCCAAAGAGCAUUGUGUUGUUGAGACUGUCACUAUUGCAGAUACAGAUGGAGAAGUUGUUUCUUUGUGUAACAGCAACACAGAGGACAGCCAGACUGAAGACUGCAUCAUUCUGGAGGAAGGAGGCUCCACAGGGGCAUCGGAUGUUGUUGAGGCGCUGGAGGAGAGCAGAGCUGCAGAGGUGCACAGCUGUUCGUCAGCCCCGUCCCCAUCAGGCAGGCUGAGUGAAGAUGACCAGCAGGUUAAUUUACCCCUGGAGGAGAUGCCACAGGGCAAAGAUGCGCCUUUGGCUUCACCAGACGACCAGGAGGAAGGAGAGGAGGAGGGUGUAGCAGAGGGAGCCAACAAGUUCUACUGCUACCUCUGCAGCAUAACCUGCCACAACCAGCAAAACUUCAGGAGUCAUAUGAACAGUGUCUCCCACCAGCAGAGGAUGAUGGAGAUCCAGCACAUGAGCAACGCAUGCUUGGUCACCCUGCUGCCACGAGUGCAUGAGUCUCUACAGGGAGCAAACAAAGACGGAGACAAGAAAGAAGAUGCGAAGCAUUGGUGUGCCACCUGUCACACCCACUUCACCAGCAGCAUCACGGACCACCGUCGCACAGAGGAGCACAAACUUGCCAGUAGGACAGCCAUCUCCUCCUGCACAAUCUGCAAGAAACACUUCAGGACCUCCCAGAUUUUUGUGGAGCACUUGCAGUCCCAGGAGCACAGACUGAAAGUGGAGAAGCUCCAGGAAAAGGAGGGCUGUGAGGUUUUAGGCAAGUUGACUGCCAUGGACACUGACGGCUUCUCAUUGGAAGAGGUGGAGGGCAAUGAGGUGGAGGAGAGAGGGGAAAGAGAGACGAGUGAGGAAGACCACGAAUGCUUUGAGAAACAGGAUGGCUGGUCCUCUCUUAACGAGGUGACUCUAAAGGACAUGGCCAGCGAUGAGCAGUAUGACCCUGACACAGUCUAUGGGUCCAGUUUUUUUGUUCCAGUAGCAGGAUUUAUCUGCAGACUGUGCAACAAAUUUUACCACUUUGAAUCAUCUGCUCUUCACACCCACUGCAAAUCACUGAAGCACUUUGAGAACCUCAAGAGGUACAGAGAGUUGCGGAGUCAAAAGGGUGAAGGUGUUGCAUCUUCCGGAGAAUCUCUCCAAGCUGCAGACAGCCUCAGCCCAACACAAACCAACACGGACUGUUCGGAUGAAAAUUCCCACUCAGACAACACUGGUUUAGUGACAGACGUAAAGACCAUGCAACCUACCAUUACGCUCACCCGACUGAACAUGCAGACAGAAAACCAGCAAGAGGAGGAACAAGCAGAACCCGAGCCAAGCUCACAGGACUUCACCACCACCUCAGCGACCAGCACUGGCAGCACAGACCAAGACCUCCACUGCAAGGAAGAAGAGACCACAUCCCAGGCCUCUGAAGUUCAGGAGAGUCCUGCUGAGCUGCCUGCUGGCAGCAGAGAGGAGCCUGGCUCAGAGGUAGCAGCUACUGCUGAGGAUGCUAAUAAAAGGGAGGAGGAGGAGGAGGAGAAGGAAGCUCCUGCUGUCCCAGGAAAAAAGAGCGGCACAGGGAAGGGAAAAACCACAUCGAAACGCAGGUCAGGGAGGGCCACAAACAGACGCUGAGUCUAAGAGUAAACCUUAGAAAAGGAUGUGUCGGUAUGUGAAGAGGUGCUUUCAUGAAACAGAGACCAAGAAGUGAACAGCCCUGCCUCUCUCUGUGUUGGAAAGUUUGAAUUAAACACACACCAACAAAUAGGAAGACGGAAUGAUGGUAAAUUGUGGUGGAACAUGACUUCAUAUAUGAAUUGUUCUCCCAGGGUGGGAGGUUAACACCUGACAGCGAUCAAAUACAGGUUGAAUCCGUGAAUCCCAGUUAGAGAAUGUAGACGUUCGAUUACAGCAACGAAAUAAUAAGAAAUUACAAAGUAUGUGCACCAAGCUUCGGUAUUUACAAAUCUGUAAAAACUGCAUUUAUGUUGAGUUAUAAAUACUAUUUUUUUUAAGUAAGGAGAGGCUCCUUUUAUUGGUUAGCCAAUGUGUCCCAAUUCUAUACUACAUACUAAAAUAUAAUCCAAGCAGAUUCUGAGUAAAGUGACAAAAUAAAUCUGCCACAGUGCAAAAAGGAAAUGGAGGAGCUGCUCACGGCUGCAGACAUCAAAACAAAUUGUGGAUAAAAACAAAAUGGUCCCCAGAGGAAGUGUCCUUCUGACUUUAGUGUGGUUUACAUUUGUGUCCCCGUCAGGAUUAAUUUAAAUGACUCCCUUACCUUUCCACUGAUGACAUUCCCAUUAGCGUCCGCUUAACUUUGUGUUUAGUGCUUUUGUUAGCACACCAAACUAAGAUGGAGGACAUGGUAAGACGUUAUACCUGUUUAACAUCAGCAUGUUAACGUUGUCAUUGUGAGCAUGUUAGCAGGUUGAAUUAGAAUCUAGCUUAAAGUACUCCAGUGCCAAAGUACAACCUCUUGGAGCCGCAGGCUGUAUACAAGUAGAAAGAAUCGGGACACACUGAUUUAAAAUCAUAAAUGCUGAGUGUAAAUUUAAGUUCUCCACCCCCCCCAAGUUCUAUUCUUAAGUAUUACAAAGAGUGUAAUUGAUUUUGACUUCUAAACAAACAGUGACCAAGGUUUUUAAAAUGUAGCUGGGUUUAAGAAAAGAAGGUGACUGGUAGAUUUUACAUCCACUUGUCUCUGAGGCUGCCUCACCAGAAAAGUUAAUUUCCCACCCUGCUGUCUGCAUGGAUCAGGAGGUUGAUGAGGGCAGACUGUCAGCUUUUGCUAAUUCUCCAGCUAGCUGGGAUGAAUGACAUUUUCAACAUUGCUAACCACGUAGAACACGCUUUUAGCAACCUGAAAUGUAGACUGUAACCAAAUUAAGUGUUUGAGCAGGUGAUAAGUUUUGUUUAAAAAGUAUUAAAAUGGUAGUUUGGCUUGAGUGUUGAGAAAUGCUGAAUCUUGAGUCUGAUCAUAGCCUUGUUCAGGGCAUUUUAUCAUCCCUUUUUCUUUUUUUUGAGACAUUUUGGGUUCAAGUUAAUGUCGUGUUCGGGGAAAAAAAAGUUCUGUGGCCUUUUCACUUCAGUAAAUGAGAAUUUUAGGGGGAUAUAAUGAAGAGUUAAAAAAAUCCCAGCAAAAUCUGUAGGAGCUGAGUGUAGUAGUGAACACCUGUCAACAUGUUUAAAAACCUUUUUACGUCAACACACAGUCAUAUGGAAAAGAAACCCUCGUAGUUUUGAAAUGUUAAAGGGGCUCUAAAAUGAGAAUCUUUCAGUAACGGAAGACAGGUGUUUCCCCUAGGACGCUUCACAACAACAAAAAGGCUGCACUGUCUGCAAUUUUCUUAUUUUGAAAUAUGAAAGCUUGUCAGUCAAGGCAGGUUAAUGCUGCUAGAAGGGUUUUCAAAACUUGAAUAGAAUCGCUCAUAUUGGAGCAGAUUGACAGAUGGAAUCAUAUUUAAUAGGAGGGAAACAAAACAUGAAGUUGUCUGUAGGUAUUUAAUGUAGCAAACUAUCCUUACACACUCUGAUUUUAAGCACCGGUAACAUACAGCCGAUUAUCUCAGUUACAGGUUACACAUGUUUAAUUUUGGUUCUAGCAUUUCAGCAGUAAAUAAGGAUGUUUCUUCUGUUCUUCAUGACUAGUGUGCUGCUCUGGAAACAUUUCAUCCUCCAUAUUAGAGAAGGAUAUUUUAAACCACAAAAGACCGACUGACUGACACAUGUAGCAACUCUUGUAGUCACGGUGGUGACAGUCACAUGAUUAACACAUCAUUUUCUGUCUGAAGGAACAAGAAUUGAUGGAAACUGUACUUUUUUCGAUUGGAGACAGAAGGGAGCAGGAGGGAGAAAGAGACAUGUACAGUAUAAUUUCAAACAAAGCUGUAUGUUUCUUAUUGUAUUUUUAUUCAGCUACUGACAAAUUGAGAUGAACAAAUAGGUAAUGUUUUCUAACUGCUGGAAGUUUAAUGUAUUUUUGGAUGUUUGUUUUCUGUUGGGGGGGGGUCAUUUUAAUUUAUAUUAAAAUGUCUUGACAAUU
Dicentrarchus labrax (European seabass) is the source of this 5046-nucleotide messenger RNA. RefSeq names its product cdkn1a interacting zinc finger protein 1a (gene ciz1a). Gene Ontology annotation, molecular function: nucleic acid binding; zinc ion binding. Lineage: Eukaryota; Metazoa; Chordata; Actinopteri; Moronidae. The transcript is spliced from 16 exons. The record is from RefSeq and is a predicted model, not a curated record. Bases 267 to 2639 code for a protein of 790 amino acids. Gene Ontology annotation, cellular component: nucleus.